Molecule: messenger RNA, 1506 nt
Organism: Auxenochlorella protothecoides
Lineage: Eukaryota; Viridiplantae; Chlorophyta; Trebouxiophyceae; Chlorellales; Chlorellaceae
Product: Putative E3 ubiquitin-protein ligase XBAT31
Exons: 6
Coding region: 1-1506 (501 amino acids)
Molecular function (GO): protein binding
Source: RefSeq, a predicted model, not a curated record
AUGACGCUCAAAGCGAGCGUGAACGUGGUCCUGGGAGGCCAUUGGGGCUCUGCAAAGCGACUGCUCCAGGCUGCGGAGCGAGGAGACGCCGCGACGGUCACCGAGUGGUCGCGCCUGGCCGCCGCGCUGCUGGACGGGCGAGACGGCGCGAGCCAGACGCCGCUGAUGGCGGCCUGCGCGCGCGGUCACGCGGGCGUGGCGGCCUACCUCCUCGCCGCCGGCGCCGACCCGACGCUGGUGGACUGGACCAACCUGCGCUCGGCGCUGCACCUGGCGGCGCUGGGGGGCCACGUGGGGCAGGCCAAGUUCCUGGACCUGCGCUCCUACGGCGGCCUCACCCCCCUGCACUGCGCCGUGGUGACGGGGAGCCUGGAAGCGGUGCGCGUGCUGCUGGCCGCCGGCGCGGCCAUCAUGGUGCGCACCGACGGCGAGGCCUUUGUCGGCUCCGAGUUCCUGGUCCCGGGGUCCACGCCCCUGCACAUGGCGGUGCUCAUGGGCCACGCAUCCAUCGUCCAUGCCCUGCUGCAGGCGCACCAGCAGUUCAUGGGGGCCAUGGGUCAGACCCUGGACGCGCGGGGGCGGCGCCCCUGGGAGGGCUCCUCCCGCUCCGACAUCCGCUCGGUGCGCAACAGCCUGCGGCGCCUGCCCUUCCACCUGGCACGCGAGCGCGGGCUGCCCGCGCUGCAGGCCCUGGUGGACCCCCGCGUGCCCAUCGACGUGGCGCUGGACGCGUCGCGCGACUCCAAGGCCGGCAUCGGCCCCAAGCGCCUGUCGACCCUCUGCGCCAUGUGCCUGCAGGCGGCCCUGGUCGACUGGUUGGACGCCUGCGCGGCGCAGGCGCACCAGCAGUUCAUGGGGGCCAUGGGUCAGACCCUGGACGCGCGGGGGCGGCGCCCCUGGGAGGGCUCCUCCCGCUCCGACAUCCGCUCGGUGCGCAACAGCCUGCGGCGCCUGCCCUUCCACCUGGCACGCGAGCGCGGGCUGCCCGCGCUGCAGGCCCUGGUGGACCCCCGCGUGCCCAUCGACGUGGCGCUGGACGCGUCGCGCGACUCCAAGGCCGGCAUCGGCCCCAAGCGCCUGUCGACCCUCUGCGCCAUGUGCCUGCAGGCGGCCCUGGUCGACUGGUUGGACGCCUGCGCGGCGCAGACGUCCCAGAGCGUGCUGACCAUGCUGAGCACGCUGCGCGAGCGCAUGCGCAGCACCAGCGACGAGCGCGUGUUUGCCGCACUGGGUGACGCGGCGGACAAGGGCCUGGAGGCCUCGCCCUCCGCCAGCCCAAAGGCCUCCACCGCGGAGCCGGAGGAGGCGGAGUGCGGCAUCUGCCUGGACGCGGGCGUGGAGGUGGCCUUCUCCGGCUGCGAGCACGCGCUGUGCCUGUCCUGCGCGCGCCACCUGACCCAGGCGGGCAAGCGCCCGCCGCACUGCCCCUUCUGCCGGCGCAUGGUGGUGGGGUUCACGCGCGUGCCGGCCGCACCGGGGGCCGCGCGCGUGCCGCGGAGCGGGUGA